AUGGCGCCCCAUUCCUCCCAGUCGUCCACCGAGCCAUCUCCGUCUUUGAAGCGGAAGCAGGCCAGUAUUUCGAGCUUCUUCUCCCAGAAAACUCCAGCCUCGCAACGUACCACGUCCAAUCACCCUGAACCCGCCCAAGAGAAGGGGCCCAAGAAACGGCCCGCAUCGCCAGACGAACCGAGCCACAAACCAGCAAAAGAAGAUCCUAUACUCGAGGAGGAUGAAGAUGAAAAUGAUGAUGAGAUUGUGACACCGGCCCCGAAACGCGCCAGGACCAACGGCGCCACCACAGACGAGCUGAGCCAAAUCUCCACCAGUGUGCAUUUCGAGCAGCCUUCACAGCCCAGCAGCAGCCAGCUUACGGAUUUGUUCAAGUUUCAAAGCUCUCCUGCGGUUGCUCCAGAAUCUACAGAAGACCAACCGGAGCAGCCCCAGCGGGGCAAAGAAAAAGAGAAACUACACCAGAAGUUUGUCCGUAAGCUCGGUGGAGCGGACUGCUUGAUUGGGAUCGGAAGGAGUGUGGCCAACGAUGCUGCCGGGGAUCAGGAGGAGGCCGCGGAAGAAGAAGAAGACGACGAGCCGGCCCCACCACCAACCAAAGGAAAAGGAGCCGCGAACAAGGGCGGGGCCAAGCUCACUCCGUUGGAGAGGCAGGUCAUUGAGAUCAAGCGCAAGCAUAUGAAUACCGUGUUGGCAAUUCAAGUCGGGUACAAGUUUCGGUUUUUCGGCGAGGAUGCGCGCACCGCGGCGAAAGAGCUGAAUAUCGUCUGCAUACCGGGCAAGUUCCGAUUUGACGAACAUCCGUCCGAGACACACCUCGGCCGCUUUGCUUCUGCUAGCAUUCCUGUACCCCGGUUACAUGUCCAUGUCAAGCGCCUCGUUACCGCGGGCCACAAGGUCGGGGUAGUGCGGCAGAUCGAGACGGCUGCGCUCAAGGCUGCGGGCGAUAAUCGCAAUGCGCCCUUUGUUCGCAAGCUGACAAACCUGUACACGAAGGGGACCUAUAUCGACGACAUGGAGGGGCUUGAAGGCCCAGCUCCGGCCGCGGGCGGUGCGUCGCCGGCUACGGGGUACAUGCUCUGCAUUACAGAAACCAAUGCCAAGGGCUGGAACACUGACGAGCGAGUUCAUGUGGGGAUUGUUGCUGUCCAGCCAGCCACGGGAGAUGUGAUCUACGACGACUUUGAGGAUGGAUUUAUGCGCAGUGAGAUCGAAACAAGACUGUUGCAUAUCGCGCCCUGUGAGAUCUUGAUUGUCGGUGACAUGUCGCGGGCCAGCGAGAAGCUUGUUCAGCAUCUUUCAGGAAGCAAAACCAACGUCUUUGGGGAUUCGGUCCGGGUUGAACGGGCCUCAAAACCGAAAACCGCCGCCGCCGAGGCGCACAGCCACGUUUCGAGCUUCUAUGCCGGCAAGAUGAAAGCUUCCAAUGCGGAGGAAGAUGCGCAGGCUGCCAAGCUGCUCCAGAAUGUGCUGGGCCUGCCAGAGCACGUUACCAUCUGUUUGUCUUCCAUGAUUCACCACAUGACAGAGUAUGGCCUGGAGCAUGUUUUCGACUUGACGAAAUACUUCCAGCCAUUCUCGGCUCGCUCACACAUGCUUCUCAACGGUAACACGCUGGUUAGCCUGGAGAUCUACCAUAACCAAACCGAUUACUCUGCAAAGGGUAGUCUGUUUUGGACGCUGGACCGGACGCAGACACGGUUCGGGCAGCGGCUGUUGCGGCGCUGGGUGGGUCGGCCUUUGCUCGACAAGGCACGGCUAGAAGAAAGAACCAAUGCCGUAGAAGAGCUUACCAACCCUGCACGGACGGUCUCUGUGGAAAGGGUGAAGGGAUUGCUGGGCAAGAUUAAGAGCGAUCUGGAGAAGAGCUUGAUUCGGAUUUAUUAUGGGAAGUGCACACGGCCUGAGCUCCUCACCGUUCUGCAGACCAUGCGAAUGAUCGCAAUGGAGUUUUCGGAUGUCAAGUCCCCCUCCGACACGGGCUUUGAAUCACCACUGGUCAGCGAGGCUAUCGCCGCUCUCCCAACCAUUCAGGCAGAUGUCAUUCGGUUCUUGGACAAGAUCAACCUCCACGCCGCGCGGAGUGAUGACAAGUAUGCCUUUUUCCGCGAAGAAGAAGAGACCGAUGAGAUUAGCGAACACAAGCUGGGAAUAGGCAGCAUUGAACAUGAGAUACAAGAGCACCGCAAUGAAAUCGCAGAACGUCUCGCGAAGAAGAAUGCGGAGUACAAGACCAUCUCCGGGAUUGAGUACUUGAUCGAGAUUGAGAACAGCUCGGCACACAUCCGACGUGUCCCAGCAUCGUGGGUUAAAGUUAGCGGAACCAAGAAGUUCUCGCGGUUCCAUACGCCGGAGGUAAUCCAACUAACCCGGCAACGGGACCAGCACAAGGAAGCCCUUGCAGCAGCUUGUGACAAAGCCUUUGCAUCUCUCUUGGCUGAGAUCGCGACGCAAUACCAGUCUUUCCGGGAUUGCGUCCAGUCCCUUGCAACGCUGGACUGUCUUCUCUCUCUUGCAACCAUCGCCCAGCAACCCGGGUACAUCAAACCGGAGUUCACAGAGGAUGCAGGCCUGCACGUCGAGCAGGGCCGCCACCCGAUGGUCGAGCGACUCCUGCCAGACACAUACGUACCCAACGACACAGACCUCCAGCACGACGCCACACGCGCCCUCCUCAUCACAGGCCCGAACAUGGGCGGUAAAUCUAGCUACGUACGACAGGUAGCACUGAUUGCAAUCAUGGGCCAAAUUGGAUCCUACGUACCCGCGGCAUCCGCACGAUUGGGCUUGCUAGACGCAGUCUUCACCCGCAUGGGCGCCUUCGACAACAUGCUAGCAGGCGAAUCGACCUUCAUGGUCGAGCUCUCCGAAACCGCCGACAUCCUCAAGCAAGCCACGCCGCGAUCGCUGGUGAUCCUCGACGAGCUGGGCCGCGGCACCUCGACGCACGACGGCGUCGCCAUCGCCCAGGCCGUGCUGGACCAUAUGGUUCGAUCUAUCCGCUCGCUCACCUUGUUCAUCACCCACUACCAGCACCUGUCCCGCAUGGUGCAUUCUUUCCCCGACCACGCCUUGCGCAACAUGCACAUGCGCUUCACCGAGUCUGGUGAGACGGACGGCAACGAGGAGAUCACUUUCUUAUAUGAGGUUGCUGAGGGCGUCGCGCACCGCAGCUACGGGCUGAAUGUCGCCCGUCUGGCUAACUUGCCGUCCUCGGUGCUGGAUCUCGCGCGCCAGAAGAGUGCUGAGCUGGAGGAGUCGAUUCGUCGGAAGCGUCUGGCUGCGCUGGUGGGUGCUGUUGGUCGCGUUCUUGACGAGUCCAAAGAAUUUUCUGUGGAGGCUUCGAGAGGUGCUAGUGAGGGGGGUCUUCUUGAUCGGCUUGUUGCUAGUGCUGAGCAGUUGUAG
This is a messenger RNA of Penicillium alfredii, 3405 nucleotides long. RefSeq names its product mismatch repair protein MSH3 (gene msh3). Gene Ontology annotation, biological process: mitotic recombination; mismatch repair. Gene Ontology annotation, molecular function: mismatched DNA binding; ATP binding; ATP-dependent DNA damage sensor activity. The coding region runs from base 1 to 3405 and encodes 1134 amino acids. The record is from RefSeq and is a predicted model, not a curated record. Lineage: Eukaryota; Fungi; Ascomycota; Eurotiomycetes; Eurotiales; Aspergillaceae. Gene Ontology annotation, cellular component: nucleus. The transcript is spliced from 3 exons.